AUGCCUUCUCCCAUGAGAUUAGCGAGUGGGCUCUUAACCCGAGCCACCCGCAAUAUUGCCAUUGAGUCCCCCCCAACACCACGCAUUCUCCCUCUCCUCCGAAACAACACCGCAUCACAAUGCCGAGCCUACACUCAAGCACAGCGCCCACGGUGCAACCAAAGCAUGCGCACCAUGAUCUCCGCACAAAAGAAUUUCUCUACGUCCGCCUUCCGAGCAGGCCCUAAGACAAUGGGCCAGAUGCGCCAGCGCAACUCGACGGGCCCAUUCUCGUGGAAGGCCGCACUGCUCUUCGUGCUGACCGGUGCCGGUAUGAUGCUGUACUUCCGGGUUGAGAAGGCGCGUCUCGAGCGCAAGCGCAUGACGGAAAUGAGCAAGGGUGUUGGUAAACCGAAGGUUGGCGGUCCGUUCCUCUUGAAGGAUCUCGAUGGGAAGGAGUUUACGGCGGAGGACCUGAAGGGCAAAUACAGCUUCGUCUACUUCGGCUUCACUCACUGCCCCGAUAUCUGCCCCGAUGAGCUAGACAAGAUGGCCGAGAUCAUCGAGAAGGUCAAGGCCGCGACCGGGGACGAGAGGCUCUUCAUGCCCGUUUUCAUUACUUGCGAUCCCGUCCGUGAUACGCCCGAGGUGCUGCGCGAGUAUCUCAAGGAGUUCCACCCCGGCAUCGUCGGCCUGACUGGCACGUACGAGCAGGUCAAGCACGUGUGCAAGCAGUACCGUGUGUACUUUAGUACUCCCAAGGAUGUGAAGCCCGGCGAGGACUACCUCGUCGACCACAGUAUCUACUUCUACCUGAUGGACCCCGACAAUGACUUCGUUGAGUGUAUCGGCCGCCAGGAUACCCCCGAGUCUGCGUCCAAAGUGAUCCUGGAGCACAUCAAUGACUGGAAGAGGGAGGGAAAGCCACUCAAGACGGAGUAA
Molecule: messenger RNA, 921 nt
Organism: Penicillium egyptiacum
Lineage: Eukaryota; Fungi; Ascomycota; Eurotiomycetes; Eurotiales; Aspergillaceae
Source: the annotation of a GenBank genome assembly